Messenger RNA from Cladocopium goreaui, 1494 nucleotides. Lineage: Eukaryota; Dinophyceae; Suessiales; Symbiodiniaceae. The record is from the annotation of a GenBank genome assembly.
GGGCACAGGACCCCCUACGCGGUGCUCGGAAAAGCAGAGCCUGGAAGAGUGGCCAUGAGUUCCAUGCGACCCCCGCGCGGUGCCGUGCUUUUGAAUUCACGCGAGAUGGAGGACGAGUUCUUCCGAACGGCGCCCAAAGGAAGCCUGGGGCUCUACCGAACCUAUCAGAGGCCGUUGGAAGGUGGUGAUUGUCCACAGUGUGACCUCAGCAAGGACUUUGAGGCUUUGCGGAAGCGCUGUGACGUCUACGACAACGCCAUGGCGGUGAUCUAUUUGACCAAGCGGGGGCAGACGGAUGCGGCCCAACAGAUCCUGGACAUCUUCUUGCACUUGCUGUAUCCAACAGAUUUCACGAACAUCUAUCCAGAGGAGUUGUAUCGUGGGCUGCCCUCGGGGCGCACCUUGACCCUGCUGGCAGCCUCUUAUGAGUGCGAUACCGACGUCACGGCAGGCACCUAUCAGGAGCCACAGGUCAUGGAUGGCGCGGUGGAUUCGGGGAACAAUGCAUGGGUGGCCAUCGCCUUUGCACAUUUUGCUGCUGCCACAGGGAAGGGCUGCUAUCGCACAGCUGCCGAAGAUAUUUUGAGAGCCAUCAGCAUCGCGGGUUCCUGCGCCGAUGAGUUGGAUGGUUAUUUAGCGCGCUUGCCGCCCAACCGUGGCAAUCAACGAUCGGUGGAGCACAACAUCGACAUUUAUGCCUUGGCAGGCAUGUUGGGCCAGUGGAAAUUGCAAGAACGUGCUGGACGCUUUGUGCAGAGCAUGUAUGGAAAGAACCAGGACUACCCGCAGGCCUAUAACGUUGGAACGGUUGGCUCACAACGUUGUGGGCCCACCAGUACUGCUGAGGAUGGGAUUCCUGCAGAUGGGCAAUUUUGGAACGUUUUGGCACAUGCGGAACCAGACCCUGACCGAGUUGGAAAAUCCGUGAGCUGGUUGAUCUAUUCAGACUCCAUCUGGGAAUAUGAUAAGGACUUUUUGAGCAAAUUAGAUCCAGCGCCAAUGCUGCAUGGGGUGCGUUUCACCAGCAAAGGCUUCGGGAUCCAAUGGGAGGAGACUGCUGGAGCGGUGAUAGCCCUCUCGCACUUCCUUGCCUUCCGCUCUGAGGGGAGCGAGGACAGCUUCAAAGAGCAACUGCAGCGUCGCUUGACAGCCUCGCUCCUGUCUUUGCGGACGCUGCUAAAGACCUAUGGGGCAGUUCCUGCCUCCGUUCGCGGGGGGAAUGGAGAGGCAUACAAUGCGCACAACCCAUAUUCACCCUACCCAGGAGGGUCAGACACUGGCAUGCGCUUCCCAUAUCUACGAAUGAUUCAUGUCGCCAGUACCGCUUGGACGGGCUUGGCGCUGAUGAGCAGAACGACAGCCACGGAUCCAGUGUGGUCUGGGGCCAACCCCAUGCAACUCUCGGGGCGGCUGCCGGCGGAUGAUUUUUACUGCCUGCCACAGCAGCAAGAACCAGAUUCCUCCAUCACUGACAAAGCCUGUAUGUGGAAAUGA